AUGGAGAUUAAGACUCGACUGGUUAGUGAAUCGUCACACCUUGAAACUGUCUCCAUUGUUGGAGUGGGCGGAAUGGGUAAGACUACUCUCGCGAAAGAAGUUUAUGAUGAUGCAUAUAUCCAAUAUGAUUUUCAUAUUCGUGCAUGGGUGACAGUGUCUCAAGAAUAUAGCGUGCGAGAAAUCAUACUAAGCAUUUUCAAUUCCAUACCAAAAAGCACUGAUAAGAUGCAAAAAAACGAAACUCACGGGAGACAUGAAGAGAACACUGAGGGAUUAAAAGAACUUCUAUACAAGAGUCUGAAGGGAAGAAACUAUCUAAUUGUGAUGGAUGAUGUACCUUCUCUUCAUCACGUGCAUUUUCUAAACGAGGAUGAAAGUUGGACUUUAUUUCGUAAGAAUGUGUUUGGAGAAAAUAGUUUCCCUCCUGAAUUUGAAACUACUGGGAAGAACAUUUGCAGAAAUUGUCGAGGAAUUGCACUAUCAAUCAUUGUGAUUGCGGGGCUCCUUUCGAAGGCCACCAAAACACAUCAUGAAUGGGAAAAGAUUGCUGAAAACAUAAGUUCAGUAGUAACUUCAAAUGAUGAGCAGUGCUCAAAAGUAUUGCACUUAAGUUAUAAAAAUUUGCCUCAUCAUUUGAAAUGUUGUUAUCUCUAUAUGGGGAUUUUCCCAGAAGAUUUUAACAUCCCUGUCUCCACACUUUUCAAGUUGUGGAUUGCUGAGGGAUUCGUGAAGUCCAUGGGAUCUAAAACUUUUGAAGAUGUGGCAGAAGAAUACUUAUUGGAUCUUGUACAUAGAAGUCUUGUUAUGGUUUCUAAGGAGAGUUCCAGAGGUAAAAUAAAAACAUGCAAGCUUCAUGAUCUUUUAAGGAACUUAUGCACAAAUAAAGAUAGAAGAGGAAAUUUUUUUCCUGUCAGCACCCGUGGAAUUCCAAUUAGAGAUUAG
Molecule: messenger RNA, 942 nt
Organism: Olea europaea var. sylvestris
Lineage: Eukaryota; Viridiplantae; Streptophyta; Magnoliopsida; Lamiales; Oleaceae
Product: putative disease resistance RPP13-like protein 3
Exons: 2
Coding region: 1-942 (313 amino acids)
Biological process (GO): defense response to other organism
Molecular function (GO): ADP binding
Source: RefSeq, a predicted model, not a curated record